UUCCCGUGAAAUCAUCCGAGAGAGAAAGAGGGAAAAGAAGGAGAGAGAGAGAGAGACGGAUCCAGUACUUUCUUAAGUUCAUUGGGUGGGAGAUUCGGGAUAACUGACCUCUCGCCCUCCUCCUGGUUUCAUUUGUACGCCAAGUCCCGGCUGGAGAGAGACAGCGCCAUGGAGAUUUGGCCUCUGGUGCAGCUGCUGCUCUUGGGGUUGCUGCUGGGGGCGGCUCGGGGACAGAGGGAUGAGCUCAGCUCUGAGGAGGAAAGAAGAGCCCUCAUGCUAAAGCACCUGCAAGAGGUUCUGGAGCUCUCAGAAGCAACCGGAGAAGAAGCUGCGCAGGAGGUCACCCUGACUGAGGUCGGGGACCCAGCUGGCAAGGAGAUCUUAGACGAAAAUGCAGAGGUGGAGGAACCCGUAGAAGAGGCUCCCCGUACCACACAGCUGUCCCCAACCACAGCACCCCCGGCUCCGCAGGAGGAAGAGGAUGACUUCACCUACGUGUUCUCCCGCCUGAACAGCCUGGAUGCGGCCGUCCACCGCCUCAAUGUGCAGUUCCACCUCAUGGAUGUGAAGGUCUCCCAGUUCUCUCAUGGCCUGGCUGAGCUGAAGGGGAGCGUGACGGAGGCUCACGAGUCGCUUGACUCCUUGAAAGAAGUCGCCACGCGCAACCAGAGAGAGCUUGGGCGAAUCGACGGUUGCUUGCGAGGCCGCCGGACCCACAGCAAAUGCUUCCUGAUCUUCAAGAACUUCGAGGUCUACGACGCGGCGCAAAAACUGUGCGAACUCAGGGGAGGGAACCUGGCCAUGCCAGCAGACGCCACCGAGCUGGCCAUCCUGCGCCGCUACCUCUACGAUGCCUUCCAGCCUAACAACUGGCCUGUCUGGGUGGGCAUCAACGACCGGCGCUCGGAAGGGCUGUGGCUCUUCGAGAACGGGCAGCGCGUGUCUGUCUUCGACUGGUACCGCGACUUCCUGGUGACUCAACCCAACGGCGGCGCCCGGGAGAACUGCGUGUCCCUCAGCUCAGACGACGGGAAGUGGUGGGACAAUGACUGCGAGCGGCGGAUGUAUUACGUCUGCGAGUACCGCCUCUAGGGGGGGGGGCAGCUGGCUCAGGUCCAGUCCCCGGUACGCAUGGUUGCCAUUGGUACCCUUCCACUUACAGAGCAAUGGUUAGCAUGUCUAGGCCAGUGUUUCCCAACCAGUGUGCCUCCAGAUGUUUUGGGACUACAACUCCCAUCAUUCCUGACCACUGGUCUUGCUAGCUAGGGAUGAUGGGAGUUGUAGUCCCAAAACAUCUGGAGGCACACUGGUUGGGAAACACUGGUCUAGGCUAUGCGGGGCUACAACCUCUGGAAGGGAGUGCCCCGUCCCAUUUUCACACCCCCAACCUUACUCCAAGGCACGCACCACACUCUCUUAUUGGUGGGCCUGUUAGCCAAAGUAUCCCACGUAUUUUGUAGACCCCUGCCCUCCCCCCAAUAAUAAAGAGCAGCUUGCCCUCUCAGAGAGGAGGAAAUGCAGUGCCUUGCAACCAGGAACUUCCAUGUCCCUACUGCUCCCCCCCCCC
Zootoca vivipara (common lizard) is the source of this 1567-nucleotide messenger RNA. It is a transcript of the gene CLEC11A, whose product is annotated as C-type lectin domain containing 11A. NCBI's taxonomy places the organism in Eukaryota, Metazoa, Chordata, Lepidosauria, Squamata, Lacertidae. The record is from RefSeq and is a predicted model, not a curated record. Gene Ontology annotation, biological process: ossification. Gene Ontology annotation, molecular function: growth factor activity.